AUGUCUAGGCCGCUUGUGCUUAUCCUCGGAGCAGGUGCUAAUGUAGGCGCAGCCGUGGCUCACAGAUUUAGCCAAGAUGGGUAUCAGGUCGCAAUUUCGGCCCGUCGCAUUGCAGACGGCAUCUCGCCCGAGGGGUAUAUCACAAUUCAAGCAGACUUGUCAGAGAAAACGGCAGUCCCUCAUAUCUUCGCGAAAGUGAAAUCGGCUGCGGGAAUCCCCAGUGUUGUCAUAUACAAUGUCAAGGGGUUUGAGCAGCUCCCGGAGACCGUGAAGAAAACAUUUAUCUACACUGGUAACUGGCUGAAUACGACUAUUUCGGCCUCCAGUGCUCUUCUCACUUUAGGGGUGGGCAAAGCAGCAAGCGCAUACUGGGUUGGAUCGGCGGACCAAGCAUACUCUCAGAAGGGGUACAGGUUUUACUAUGCUGAUCAGCGCACCCCGGAAGGAACAGCAAUGCGAACAGGUGUUGAUGGCAAGGCCCAUGCCGAGUUCUUUAAGCAGCUUGCUGACAGGCAGGACCCUUCCGUGCCGUGGCUUGCGACUUUUGUCACGGGGAAAGGAUACAUUGAUUUUUCCAAGUAGUUAUCCACCCUGAUAUUCAGAGUUAUAGUGUAAUGAACUACUUCCUUAAGUUUUCUACUAUGAUCGUGUGAUUUAUUUAUUUCAUAACGAGCCCAAAGGUUAGUUACCGAUGCGAAUACAAAGGGAAGCGAACAUAAAGUCUGUCCAUCAGACUGGCCUUCCUACUCUUUAGGCUGACGCAGCUAGGAU
Messenger RNA from Aspergillus alliaceus, 771 nucleotides. RefSeq lists its product as uncharacterized. Bases 1 to 582 code for a protein of 193 amino acids. The transcript has 3 exons. NCBI's taxonomy places the organism in Eukaryota, Fungi, Ascomycota, Eurotiomycetes, Eurotiales, Aspergillaceae. The record is from RefSeq and is a predicted model, not a curated record.